AUGCGGUCACAGUCAAGUGACCCAUUGCCAACCAGUCAGGAUUCAAAAUUUCCAAAUAUCGUUAAGCUUGCGGCAUUAGAGAGGCAAGUGUUUGAUUUCCUGGGAUACCAGUGGGCCCCUAUCCUAGCCAACUUCCUCCACAUCAUCAUCGUUAUCCUUGGCCUGUUUGGCACUAUUCAAUAUAGACCUCGCUACAUAGUGGUGUAUGCCAUCUGGACUGCAAUUUGGGUCACCUGGAACAUCUUCAUCAUCUGCUUUUACUUAGAAGUGGGAGGGCUCUCAAAGGACAGUGAACUCUUGACAUUCAACAUCUCCCGGCACCAGUCAUGGUGGAGUGAAAAUGGUCCUGGCUGUGUAAGGAAGGAGGCUUCAAUGUCUGGCAUCAAAGGGCUGGAUAGCCAUUCCUACAUCUCUGUGAUAGGCUGUGCCUUGGAGUAUCGGUACAUCGAAGUCAUGCACAGCUCCUUCCAGAUCCUGAUUGCGCUGGUGGGCUUUGUCUACGCCUGUUACGUUGUUAGUGUUUUUACAGAAGAAGAAGACAGCUUUGAUUUCAUUGGUGGAUUUGAUCCAUUUCCUCUCUACCAUGUCAAUGAAAAACCCACCAACCUUUUGUUCAAGCAGACAUACCUGCCUGCGUAAAUAAAGAGGAGCCAGAGGAUGGAUAAACCUUGUACUCCACCAUCAGAGGUGCUGCAGGAAGCAAUCCCUGGUGCCCAGAUCUUUGGCAGAGGAAAUGCAGGAUGUAAACUCCAUUCCAUUUUUUGUUCCUUGUCUUCUUUUCAAAUGCAAUGAAUGUACA
Molecule: messenger RNA, 799 nt
Organism: Aptenodytes forsteri (emperor penguin)
Lineage: Eukaryota; Metazoa; Chordata; Aves; Sphenisciformes; Spheniscidae
Gene: NKAIN4
Product: Na+/K+ transporting ATPase interacting 4
Exons: 7
Coding region: 1-639 (212 amino acids)
Biological process (GO): regulation of sodium ion transport
Source: RefSeq, a predicted model, not a curated record